CCGUCUUAGCCGGACGAUGUUUAUUGUACUUAAUUGUGGUUCUUUUAUGGGAUUUGAGGACGGGAAUAGUUGUAGGAUUACAUUACGUGACUAGAGAUGAGUAGAGAAAAGAGCCGGUCUCGGUGCAAGACAUGGAAGUGGCAAUACCUUUAGAAUCAUCAACUGUUAUGUAUCGUUACACGGACUUGGAGGACCCCCAUCCUUCUGGAGCAUGAACGGACAAGACGGAAACAGGGGUGCACUAGUUAGUUGGUUAUCGUCAGAAAGUUGGUGUGUGCACCCUCUAGUUGGCUUCACAUCGUGGGGCAAAGCUGAGGGUGUUGUUGUUUGGUCCUGGUCCUGGUCCUGGUCCUGGUCUGUAGGUGAGAAAGAUAGAAAAUGGCUCACUCUGUUUAGUUUCGUGGAGCAUCAGCAUCAAAAGGCAAGGCAGGCACAUCGUGGAGAACGAGAUGACGAGAUACGUAUCUUCAAUCGCGAAAGGUAUAUUAGGCCACCUCGACCUCUUUCUCUGAACCUCCCUACCUCUCUGUACUCUAUCACUCUUCCACUGUCCAUCUCCUUCACUUACACACAAAAAAAACCAAACACCACCACAAUCAUCACAAUGUCUGACUCCGUCACUCCCCAGACCCCUUCCCACUUCGGUGAGAACAAGGGCAUCAAGUUCACCUUCAAGACUGGCAACGCCCGUUACCAAUGUGUUCUCCAGGACCGCGCUCACUACGAGCGCACCAAGGCUUCUCGCCAGAACUCUACCGACUCUGUCUCCUCAAACGAGUCUAUCAAGACUGAGAAGUCUUCCCACUAAGCGUGUAUGGGAUAAUGGCACCUUGAUAUACCGGUGACCAGAACAAACAAUCAAAAUGGGGGGAGUUUAUUAUACCACAAUCAUCUGGCAUUAUUAGCGACGGUUAUACACAGGGACAUUUGGCGUCUCCAUGAAUCAAACAAUCUAUUUGCUGUUACUCUAC
Messenger RNA from Fusarium verticillioides 7600, 971 nucleotides. RefSeq lists its product as hypothetical. The coding region runs from base 212 to 808 and encodes 198 amino acids. NCBI's taxonomy places the organism in Eukaryota, Fungi, Ascomycota, Sordariomycetes, Hypocreales, Nectriaceae. The record is from RefSeq and is a predicted model, not a curated record. The transcript is spliced from 2 exons.